AUGGCUCAACAGUUCAGAAGAAAGUCGGCGCCCAAAGAUCCAGCUCCGGGCGAGCAUGAGGAAUCUUUUGUGAAAAUCGGGACACCCUUGCCUUCGCUGACCUCGACAAAAGUCGAUCAGAAUGUAUUUGAACCAAUCUGGAAACAAGAAGUUACCGAUGAGCAGGGACGAAGGAGAUUACACGGCGCGUUUACUGGCGGAUUUUCGGCUGGUUACUUCAAUACCGUCGGCUCAAAGGAGGGGUGGAAUCCAGCCGAGUUCAAAAGCAGUCGGACUGAUAAGAAAAGCCAGCCGAAAAGUUUCAGUCAGAAGCCCGAAGAUUUUAUGGACGAAGAAGACCUCGCUGAACUAGCUCAGUCGAAAGAACUCCAAACCAAUUCAAACUUUGGCUCCAGCUCCACUAACUCAUUGCGCUUGCCCCGAAAAAUAUACGACCCGUUGUCAGGAACGGUAGAAGAAGACUCUGUAUCAGAUUUACUUGGAGGACAACCGACGCGCCCAUCUGGAAUAGACCUCGCGCUAUCGGACUUGGUUCAACCUAGCAAUGCUCGAGCAGGUCAGAAAAUUAUGAGGAAGAUGGGGUGGCGCGAUGGCCAAGGUAUCGGACCGAGAAUCACUCAUGAAAGAAGGCUCUUGCUGGCAUCCAAACUAGGCGUUGAUCUGAAUUCACAGCUCGAUCUCGAAGACGAUCCAGAGCGCAAAAAACAUUUGUAUGCACCUAUCGAUCGGCCCUUGACGCCGAUGCUACCAUGGCCUGGGACUUCGGGGCUAGGUCACACAAAACCGACAUCAUCUCACUAUCUGGGCGACCCAUCCUCAUCUUCAAUAAAACCCCAUACCAAUGCGCAAAAUCAAGGUCCGCAAAUUCCCAAAGGCUCAUCUUUUGGCUUGGGUGCCUUGAACGACACAGAAGACGACGAUCAUGACGUUUAUGCACCAGCAUUUGAUCAAGUCACCUCUGAUCCGCGCGCUCGCCGUCUCUUGAACUUGUCCGAAGACAACACAAACUCACAUAAGCCACCUGAUCAUCGAUCUACACAUACCGCCAACCGAUCCUCAAGUCCUGGAAAAAGGUCUUUCCAAGAUAAUACACCUUUACCGAAAGGAUUCCGCCUUUCGAAUACUCCAACGAAAGAUGUUACACCUACCUCUUAUGUCCCGCCACAAGUUCCUCAAACAUGGAAGCCUUGCCCGAAGCAGAUUUGGGAAGCCGCAAGGACACAUAGACAGCCUCUUGGAGUCCAGCCAAAUCCUCACCAAUCUUCUCGCCCAAUAAAUGCUCAUGACCGGGCUCGAUUGAUAGGGGAAGAAGCACCACCAAAAUCAGUCUUCGACUUCAUUUCUGCUAAAGACAAGGCUCGAAUAGAGGACGCCAAGCAACUUGCCCAGGCUUCACAGCACUCUAAGAGUUUGAAACACGAAAGGGAUCGCGAAAGUGUGGCGGCCGGUGCAGCGAUCACAAUACCUCCGUUGGAACCAAGCAUUGCUCAAGCCGCUUUGCGUGGCUUCAUGCCGUUUUCGCACGAUCUACCCAAACAGGAACGAUAUAAACUGUACCUCCAAUCUCAAGGUGGUAUGCUACCGAAAGGAACUCAAUUUUCCCCCAAAAUCACGCCGCAGAUGACCGCCGAGGUGAUUAACAAAGAGUUGGACGGCUUUGUCAAAAGUGCCAUGAUGUUCAAGCCCAUGAGCGCCAUGAUGGCUUCCCGCUUCACAUCAGCCGCUACCAGCUCUGCAGGCGGUGAGAUGGCAGCCCCUGAGCCCGGCCUCCGACAGCCUGUCUUCCUUGAGGAAGAGCCCGAAGAAAAGUCUACCCAAGAUGACGAAAAAGAAGGACUGAAAGAACCGGAGGUAGUUAGCGAUGCUGCUCAGGCCGUGCGUAUGGACAUGUUCGGCAUGCUGACUCGGUCGAUCAAGAAGUUUUAUCCGCAAAAACUUCUGUGUAAACGUUUCAAUGUUCCUAAUCCAUUUCCUGAUGGUCCACCCGCCGAACCGGCAGCGAAAACGGCAAGUAAUAAUUUAUCUGAUUUCUUAAGCUCUCAAGGGUUUCAACAUGCGGUAACUCCCGUCAGCACUAGUGGUUUGAAUGAACAACAAUCGGGGGAUAACUUGUGGCUUCAAAGUGAAACCAACCAAGAUGCACCUCAAACAGUCGAAAAAGUUGGUUUGGGUGGUGAUCAAACUCAAGGCCGAGAAAUCCUAACUACCUCCAGACCGUCGAUCGACCUUUUCAAAGCCAUAUUUGCCGACAAUAGUGAUAACGAAGGUAGCAAUAAUGAACCCGACGAUUUGGCCAACCAAAUCGAUGAAUUUCCUCCGCCUCGGGAUCGGGUAAAAGAAAAUUCAGCUCCAAGCUCGAACCUCACACAUAUCGUCGUCGACCAACAAGUAGUUUCUCUUACACCGGUUGUCGUCGAUCCCAAAGCCGUCGAGAGUCUCACAAGCUUCCGGCCGACCUUUCGUGUUCAGAAGGAGGAAGAUUGCCCAAUGAAUUCUACUGAGACAACGUUGAGCAAGAAAGCUAGCAAGAAGAAGAAACGGCCGGUGUUGAUUUCAUUUGAAGAUGAUCAGGCCGAUGGACAGGCAGCUACCGAAUCGAAGAAAAAGAAAAAGAAGAGGCUAUCGAAGGUCCAGGAUAAGUCGCAUCGAGAGUCUCUGCCUGGACAAGCUACUCACGAUCAAGCCAAAGUGAAUGACGCCGGAGGUGAGAAAGAUGAGGAUGAAUGGGUGGAAUCUGUGGUCCCCGUUCCUCCCCCUCCCGAACCGAAGAAACCAGCUUUGAGCGAGUCUAAUUCUUCUAAACCCUACAAGAAAAUCGCUCGCAUGAAAGCUAGUGAUAUGAUGGAUUGA
Puccinia triticina is the source of this 2850-nucleotide messenger RNA. RefSeq lists its product as uncharacterized. The record is from RefSeq and is a predicted model, not a curated record. Bases 1 to 2850 code for a protein of 949 amino acids. Gene Ontology annotation, cellular component: nucleus. Gene Ontology annotation, biological process: mRNA processing. Gene Ontology annotation, molecular function: RNA binding. The transcript is spliced from 3 exons. NCBI's taxonomy places the organism in Eukaryota, Fungi, Basidiomycota, Pucciniomycetes, Pucciniales, Pucciniaceae.